Molecule: messenger RNA, 5551 nt
Organism: Hemibagrus wyckioides
Lineage: Eukaryota; Metazoa; Chordata; Actinopteri; Siluriformes; Bagridae
Gene: mcrs1
Product: microspherule protein 1
Exons: 14
Coding region: 134-1561 (475 amino acids)
Biological process (GO): positive regulation of transcription by RNA polymerase II
Cellular component (GO): Ino80 complex; MLL1 complex; NSL complex
Molecular function (GO): protein binding; G-quadruplex RNA binding
Source: RefSeq, a predicted model, not a curated record
AUUGCAAAAUAGAUAAUAAGUGGAAUUAUUCAUUUUAUAUAAUCUAAAAUUAAAAGGCUUACGAAUGCAGUUUUGGGUGUAAAUUGAACGUUAUACGAUAACGUUAUGCUACACUGAUAGCAGAGACAGCGUCAUGGAAAAAGACGUUAAGGCAGACGUGGUUCCUGCAGUGGUUGGAGGGGUAAAUGUAGCAAAUCUGGCAGCUCAGAGCAGGUCUGAGGAUGAAGACCAAGCCAUCGUGAAGGACAUAAAGAGACCAGCGGCUCAGGCCUUCGGUGGAGGAGGUCUGGUUCCGAAAAGGAGAAGCUCUUCCAGGUCAAUUAAGAGGAAGAAGUUUGAUGAUGAGCUGGUUGAGAGCAGUCUGGUUAAAUCCUCAAGCAGGGUUAAAGGCCCCCCAGGUAUCGAGCCGAUCCGUUGCCCUGGGGCCGAGCCAUCGUCCAGUGAAAAGAAGAAGGUCUCCAAGUCCAGCACGUCUUUAACUCCUCCGCUCACUAUGGUGAUCACACCAUCCCCAAUCACCAAACGAGUGAAGAAGAGCAAGCAGCCUCUGCAGAUCACUAAAGACCUGGGACGCUGGAAACCCACAGAUGACCUGCUGCUCAUUAAUGCAGUGCUGCAGACUACAGAUCUCACCUCAGUUCAUCUGGGAGUGAAGUUCAGCUGCCGGUUCACACUGAGGGAGAUUCAGGAGCGCUGGUAUGCUCUGCUCUAUGACCCUGUCAUAUCCAAGUUGGCAUGGCAGGCCAUGAGGCAGCUCCACCCUGAGGCCAUCGCUGCCAUUCAGAGCAAAGCUCUGUUCAGCCAGGUCGAGGAGGCUCUGCUCGCCAAGAUUAGCUCUAACAGUCAGCCAAAACUGGAGGUCUUCCAGGACUUGCUGAAUAAGCACCCUGACGUUUUCUACCCGUCACGCACCGCUAAGAGUUUACUGGUACACUGGCAGCUGCUCAAACAGUACUGCUUACUGGACGACCAAAGUGUUCAGCCACUCCCCAAAGCAGAUCAGGUUCUUAACUUCUCAGAUGCUGAGCAAAUGGUCGACGAUUCCAAGCUGAAGGACAGCAGAGAUGAAGUACUGGAACAUGAGUUGAUGGUUGCAGAUCGGCACCAGAAGCGGGAGAUCAGACAGCUGGAGCAGGAGCUCCCACGCUGGCAGGUGUUGGUGGACAGCAUCACCGGUAUGAACUCACCAGAUUUUGAUAACCAGACAUUGGCUGCAUUGAGAGGACGCAUGGUCCGAUACCUUAUGAGGUCCAGAGAGAUAACCCUUGGGCGUGCCACCAAAGACAAACAGAUAGAUGUGGAUCUGUCUUUAGAGGGACCAGCGUGGAAAAUCUCCAGGCAGCAGGGGAUCAUCAAGCUCAAAAACAACGGCGAUUUCUUCAUUGUGAACGAGGGCCGUAGACCUAUCUAUAUCGAUGGCAGACCAGUCCUGACUGGUAACAAAUGGAAGCUUAACAAUAACUCUGUACUGGAGAUUGCAGGGCUUCGCUUCGUGUUCCUCAUUAACCAGGAGCUGAUCUCUCUCAUCAAAGCCGAGACAGCCAAGAUGAACCAGCAGUGAUUCUCAAAUCUGCACCUGAUCAGCCAGCUCAGGACUUGUGCACUGCGUGACUGAGCAGGAGUGUGGACUGCUGCCUCAACUAGAUUGUCCUGCAGACAACUCCAGAAGGUUUAUAAGGGCUCUUAAUCGUUUGAGUAAGAACGCCCCUUUAGAGCCAUUACAGAGGAUUUGGACUAAAGGUUCAGUUAAUAAGUUUCAUAGUGUAGUACAGUAAAGCUGCACCAAUAUACAGUACAGCCAGUAUCUGACAUGUAGCCAAUAUGGACACAUCAGUUUGGAAAACUAACAGAGCUCUUUAUCAAUGUUUGUUCGAGUUUGAUGUUGGUGUAUGUGUUGCUGUUUGACUUAGGCUUUAGGCCCAGAUGUAAUCUUUACACAGUGCUUUUCUUAUUCCUUCAAGAAAGUUCAAAAUACAGUCAUUUGAAGAUGAGAAGCAACGAGUAAGAUUUUAUUUGUUCAAUUGCUUAUUUAAAACUGAUGUUAAUAAUUAUUGUUCUUGGGGUUAUAAGCCUUUGCAGGACUGAUAUCAGUGACCACUGUAUUGUUUUGUUCAGUAAGUAUUCUGACUGAGUUUCCAGACUGGACUUUCUAUGGAUGUUUUUAUUAAUCAUAGCACUGGCAUGAUUAAAAAAUAUAUUACAAUGGUCAAAUUAAUGCAGGCCCAUUUUUAACGGUGGAGUACAUGAAUAUGUUAUCCCGAGGGGAAUUGCAGUGUUGCACUAGAAUAAACGUUUCUAAAUAAAUAGAAUAAAAAUACAAAAUCUACACACACACACCUCACUUUCUUUCUCCAUCUCAUUCAUUCAAAGAAGGCAGAUGUGGACCAGUAGCUCCAGGUAAUGCUCAUAUCAACUAUCAGAAAGAGGAAAUUGUGUUCUCAGUAAUUUUGCCGUGAUUGUUGGUGCCAGACAGGCUGGUUUGAGUAUUUCUAUAAAUGCUGAUAUGGGGUUUUCAUGCUUGGGUUUAUUCAGAAUGGUUCUGUAAAGAAAUAGUGAGUAGCAGAUCUGUGGUUGGAAAUGCCUGAUGAGAGAUCAACAGAAAAUGGCUAGACUGGUUUGAGCUGCAGUAACUACCAUGGCAGUGGAUCACAAGAAAAAAAAAAAAACCCUGGUGAAUCUUGAUUUCUGCUGAGGCACCAAGAGGAUAGUCUGAAUUUCUUGCCAGUGACCUCCAUGGAUCCAAUUGUCCUUGUAUCAAACAUCCAGGCUGGUGUAAUGGUGUGGGAAAUGUUUUCUUAGUAUCAGUUAUCCCUUGGAUUGCUCUGCUGCUGAACAUGUGCAUCUUUGCAUGGACACAAUUUAAACACAAUUAACUUUUAAUAACUGCUUCCUGCGUGAUAAUGCACCACAUGCAUUAUACCACAAAGCAAAAUUUGUCUUAAACUGCUAAUGAACUAAUGAGCAUGAGUUCAGUGUUCUUGCUGGCCUUUCCAGUCCAAUAAAACACAUGUAGGAUGUGGUAGAAAAUGAGAUUAGCAGCAUUAAAGUUCCCCUGAAAGCAGGAAUCUCAAAGGAAUGUUUGAAUGUUUCUAAAGAACAGUUUAAUAGGAACACCACAUGGUCAUUUUUGCAGUUUUCUAAUCAGUGGUGGUUUGGCUUGGGGGUUUUUUAUGUGCUAGUUGGGAUAGUUCUGCAGUGUUUCAGAAACGCUAAUCUGUCACACUGUGAUAAGGAAAACUGCAAUAACUUCACAAGUUGUUCUAGGGCACUGCACCAAGAACAACUUGUGAAGUUAAUUCAGUUUUUUAUUUUUUCAACAUAGCGGAUUAACUGAAAAAAUAAGACUAUUUUCAGUAUAAUUGCUCCUAACUGCCAAAACUGUUUAGAUUAUAAAGAUUUAUCCAGCCUACUCAGACUUGAGUAUUGUACAGCCAUAGUCACAGCUGUACAGCCCAGGUUACACAUUAAAAAGACCUUAAACCUAAAGAAGUAGCUUUUCUUCCUACCGGGGUCGGUUCAUUCCUCUAGCUGAGACCAUAAAAACUAAACAGUGGCAGAUUACUAACAGACACUGGGAGAUAAGGAUAGCUUUCAGUCCUACAAUGAUCCCAUUCACACAACACACGGGUAAAUGGUUGAAACCUUUCUUUAAGUUUCAUUUCUAUCUUGAUUACAGUAUCAGUGACACAGGGGCUUUUUGUCACCAAAUACCCUGAAGGUGUUUGAUUUUGAUCUCAUGUGACAACUCAUGAUGCCAGCUAUAGUUUAACUGAUACUUGCUGAAAUUCAACCUUUUUCAGCAUUUUGUUAAGAAGCUCUCAGGUCGUUGUCAACAGUGAAACUUAACCACAAAAAUAAACUAAACCAUACAAUUUUUAAGCUGUGAUUUUUGGGCUUGUUGCCUCUGCUAUACCUCAAUAAUUUAGAAGUAAGUUUGUUAAAAUAAUGUUACGUUUAUGUUUUGUGGCUCAUGGUUCAAUGGUUCUUGUGACGAGUGGAUAGCACCAUGAAUACUGCUAUUUCUGACAUUAUAUAUAAUGUAUUCACCAUUCACAUGAAUACAAACUACAUGCCAAACACCCUUAUGUGGCAUUAAGUAUUAGGUGCUUGUUUCUAAAGUGGAGGAAAACAGAAUCCUAUAUAAAAUCUGAGACAUGGCUUUAUGUAAAUUCUGGGAUUUACAUUUACAACCUUCCAGGUGUUAUCAAACGUUUAAUUGCUGAUAGAUAAGUUGUAAAGUAAAUGUGAAUACUUCUUUGUGGUUUCUCACAGUGUGAGGUUGGAUUUGGAAUACUGAAACGAUCCAUCAGUGUUGUUCACAUGUCUUACAUUAAUAUCAUUUAGUAUCAUUGCUUCUCUUUUAAUAAGGCAAUAGGUAGUAUUUAUCAGUAACUGUGCAUUUAUCAUUUAACUUUCCCACUUUAUCAUAAGCAAACAGUGACUUAGAGAUAGCCAUAGCAUUUAGUGGUUCAUAAAUAAGCCUUAUCUCAGAUACAGGGGCAAAAAAGCCAAUCGGGUCUUGCAAAUGCACAGUUGCACUACAUUUAGAUGGUUUAAUACUCUGCUCUUUUUAUUGUACACUAGCUAAUGCAUUUCUGGCUUGUAUAGAAAACUGAACACUCAGUACAGUGAUAUAACAAACGUCAGUCCAAUCCCCCAGGAUCUAUUCUAUAUACAUGGUGGUUAUUAUUCAUGAUUUGUAUUAAAUUAAGUAGGAUUUAGCUUAUGUGUAUUGGAUUUAUUUAAUUACUGUAAGCACAACAAAUCUUAUUUAAGAACUGCUAGAGACGACUGGCAGUGUUAACCUUGAUUAACUAAAAUUUAAAGGAUAAUAAUGUAUGAAAUGUCCUUCCUGAUGCAACCCUCUCAAUUUUUCCCAGGCUUGGGACCAGCACUGUGAAUUAACCUCUCAGUAGCUGAGUUGGUUGCCUGCCAGGUAAAAACAUGGAACAUUAAUGCUUCACUAAUAUUAGACUUUAAAUUAUAAUAUUAUCUUGGUCUAAUUUAAGACUUAUACACAAAUAGACUUUGAAAAAAUGAAUAUUUUUCAUAAUAUUUUAUUUGCAAAAAUAAACUAUGGAAACAACUAUCCUCAAGUAUGCCCUUAAAACAUUUUAUUCAUCAAAAUAAAGUGCCUCGUGUGACUGAGAUAUUUAGGAGAGACCUGGAGUGGAAUUGAGCAAAGCAUCAGAAGAUUUCCAAGAAAAAGGUUUUGUUGAAAAGAGGUUAUGACUGUGGGCAGUACAGUAGUCAGGGAUGUUUAUAUUUAGUGUAACGUAGGUUACUUUAGAGCUACAUCUGCAAAAACAGUUUUAUCAGUGUCAUAGUGAAGGUCACUAACAGUGAUUUUCUGACAAGGUUACUAUCUGAAAUUAGACAUAUCCUCAGUAGCAUGCAUUUCACUCAUAAAAUGAUCCACAAUUUUCAGUUAUCUCCAUCUCAGCCAUAUUGAAUUGGUGUGAACAGCCACCCAAAGAAGAUGCACUAAUCAUAAAACUGUAUGUAUGUAUGUAUGUAUUUAUUUAUUUAUUUAAUAAAUAAUUUAUUUUCA